This is a messenger RNA of Neltuma alba, 4142 nucleotides long. Its product is annotated as pentatricopeptide repeat-containing protein At2g03880, mitochondrial-like. The record is from RefSeq and is a predicted model, not a curated record. The transcript has 4 exons. NCBI's taxonomy places the organism in Eukaryota, Viridiplantae, Streptophyta, Magnoliopsida, Fabales, Fabaceae. Gene Ontology annotation, molecular function: protein binding; RNA binding; zinc ion binding. Gene Ontology annotation, biological process: RNA modification. The coding region runs from base 240 to 3173 and encodes 977 amino acids.
AUUUUGCGUUCUUCGCUUGCGCCUCUGCCUCUCCCAGAGUCCCAGUGUCCCACUCUGCCUGCUAGUUGCUAGACUGCUAGCGUUUUAUUAACAGAAUAGCUUGGAGGGAAAAGCACAAAACUGUACGUCAUUUUUGCUUCUGAGCACCCGGCGCACCGAAGCCUAUUACCAAAUUCGACUUCUAUACUUACCUGUCUUGCCAGACUCAGCCGCUUAGCUCAUUAAAAUCGAAUGAUUUGAUGGAAUAUCCAGCUGUUGCUUCUGAAAUGCCGAGCCUACCCUGUCUUCAACAUCCCAGCAGGGUUUUCAAUAAUUCCAAGUAUAUUAACGUUACGGUUCGUGUCAAAUCCUUAUGUAGUGUUGCAAUGGGCACAAGCAAUUCAGCCUUUGUGGAUAGGCAAAGCUUAAUGAGUCAGGCUAACACUGAAAAUUUAUGGGCAAUGCCUGGAAGAAGAGUUCCUGGUUUGAAAAGGACCAAUUCAGAGUCUCACAGGGACAGUAAAGAAGAGGAGCCUGUGAAUGUGAAUAGCAAGGAGAGGAUUAAACAGUAUUCAGCAUGGCUGCAUACUUGUGCUUUCAAAGACUCUUUGAAUGAGGGAAGGGCCGUACACGGCCAUCAGGUAAGGAGUGGGGUGGACCCAGAUUCUCACUUUUGGGUUUCACUCAUUAACAUGUAUGCAAAAUGUGGUUGUCCAGCUUAUGCACGACAGGUGCUUGCUAACAUGUCUCAACAAGAUGUUGUAUCUUGGACCACAGUGAUUAACGGUUUUGUAGCUCAAGGCAAUGCCAGGGAAGGUAUAAAUUUGUUCUGUGAGAUGCGUAGGGAAGGUAUAAGGCCCAAUGAGUUCACCUUAGCCACUUGUUUGAGAGCCUGUUGUAUGUGUGCGAACAUAGAUUUUGGGAAACAGGUUAAAGCAGAAGCAAUUAAGGUUGGCUUAUUAUCUGAUUCAUUUAUUGGGUCUGCACUAAUUGACCUCUAUGCUAAAUGUGGUGAAAUAAGCCUCGCUGAUAAGAUGUUCUUUUGCAUGCCUGAGCAGAACGAAGUUUUAUGGAAUGUAUUGCUUAGUCGCCAUGCUCAAUUGGGCCAUGGCAAAGAAAUUAUUAGAUUGUUUGGAAAAAUGCUAAAAUCGGAAGUGAAGUUCAGUAAAUAUACCUUAUCCAGUGUUCUAAAGGGUUGUGAGAAUUCAGGAGACCUGAGAAAUGGCCAGAUUGCGCAUUGUUUGGCAAUCAAAAGUGGGUUUGAGCUAGAUAAUUUCUUGGCCUGCAAUCUUAUAGAUAUGUACUCAACCUGUUUGCUGGUAGGUGAUGCCCUAAGACUUUUCUCCAUGAUGGAAGAUCAUGAUGUUGUGUCCUGGAGUACUAUGAUCUCUUGCCUUGAUCAGCAAGGGCAUCACAGUGAAGCAACCAAGCUGUUUAACUUGAUGAGACGUAGGCAUGUUCAACCAAAUCAAUUUACCUUUGCGAGUGUUGUCAGUGCUUCCACUGAAAUGGGGAACUUGCAUAUUGGAGAAAGUAUCCAUGCUUGUAUUCUGAAAUAUGGGUUUGAAUCUGAUAUCUCAGUAAGUAAUGCCCUCAUCAGGAUGUACAUGAAAAAUGGCUGUGUGCAUGAUGGUGCCCGUGUCUUUGAGGCAAUGGCAGGACGAGAUCUUAUCUCUUGGAAUUCUUUGUUGUCUGGAUAUCAUGACUAUGAUUAUAGUGAAUCAGGUCCCAGAACUUUUUAUCAGAUGCUUGUGGAAGGUUUUAGACCCAAUAUGUAUUCGUUCAUCAGUGUUUUAAGAUCUUGCUCUAGCCACUUAGACUUAGGCUUUGGCAAGCAAGUUCAUGCUCAGGUUUUUAAAAACAACCUUAAUGGCAAUGACUAUGUUGUGACAGCCCUUUUGGACAUGUAUGCCAAAUGUGGGUGUAUGGAAGAAUCCUGUGUGGCUUUUAACAAGUUGGUUAGUCGAAAUGUCUUUACAUGGACAGUAAUUAUCACUGGUUUUGUCCAGAAUGACCUAGCAGAGAAGGCUAUUGAUUGCAUCAAUCUAAUGCAGAGAGAAGGAGUAAAACCCAAUGAGUUCACUCUUGCUAGUUGUAUAAGUGGUUGUUCCCGAAUUACUGCCACUGAAAGUGGAAGACAGCUUCACUCAAUGGUAAUUAAGAGUGGACAUCUGUGUGAUAUGUUUGUUUCCAGUGCCCUUGUUGAUAUGUAUGCAAAAUGUGGGCGCAUUGAAGAUGCUGAGAUUAUAUUUAAGGGCUUGGUUGGAUAUGAUACGGUAUUGUGGAACACUAUGAUAUGUGGCUUUUCUGCACAUGGUCAAGGAGAAAAGGCCCUCAAGAUCUUUGAAGAAAUGAAAGACAACAACUACUUACCUGAUGAAGUUACCUUUAUAGGUGUUCUUUCUGCUUGUAGUCACAUUGGUCUUGUUGAAGAAGGGAAACAGUACUUUGAUUGCAUGAGCAGCUUGUAUGGCAUAAGUCCUACGGAUGAGCAUUAUGCUUGUAUGGUUGAUAUUCUCAGCCGUGCUGGAAGAUUUGAUGAGGUUGAAAGCCUAGUUGAGGAGAUGAAUUUGACACAUAAUGCCUUAGUCUGGGAGACCAUUUUGGGCGCAUGCGCAAAACAUGGAAACAUUAAACUUGGUGAACGAGCAUCAGAGAAGAUCUUUGAGCUUAAACCUGAGACAGACUCAAAUUACAUAUUGCUGUCUAACAUUUUUGCUGGUAAAGAAAAGUGGACAGAGGUCAAAAAAGUGAGGGCCUUGAUGUCCAGCCAGGGUGUGAAAAAGGAACCUGGAUGUAGUUGGGUAGAGAUCAAUAAUCAAGUACAUGUCUUUGUGUCUGAUGGAGUGCAUCCAAGUAUACUGGAAAUUCAUUCGAAGUUGGAAGAGCUGGAUAGAAAACUCAGAUCAGUGGGUUAUGUCCCCCAAAUAGAACAUGUUCUUCAUAAAGUUCAUGAUGAAGAGAAACGGGAUUAUCUCAUUCAUCAUAGUGAAAAGCUGGCUCUUGCAUUUGCACUAUUGAGCACUACCCCUAAGAAACAGAUCAGGAUUUUUAAAAACCUCCGCAUCUGUGGUGACUGCCAUAAUUAUAUGAAACUUGUCUCAGACAUAACCGAUAGAGAAAUAGUUGUUCGUGAUGUUAAGCGGUUCCAUCAUUUCAAGGGUGGAUAUUGUUCUUGUCAGGACUAUUGGUGAUUUAGUUCUAGAAACAAGUCCCCCAAAUUCACAUCCAAGCACUUCUCUAUAUCUCAUAGAACCACAUGUACUCCUAUAUUUGAGAAGUCAUCCAUAAACCUCUUGGAAGGGACGUACACAGUUAUACAAGCAUUGAAGAACACUCGCCCAAACCUAAAUAAAUGGAGAGAAGUGCUUAAGCAUAAUGAUAGCCUAUUCCCAUGCUCAGAUAAAUACGGUAAUUUGUUGCACUCCACCCCCGUGUUCUCCUUGUUUAGAUUUUCUAUCAUAAUAAUCAUUGCGGACAAGUCUGCACAAAAUACUAUAUAGAUCCAUCAGUUGUCAGAGUGGGCUGCAUAUCUAUCAAGAGGAGUGCAUGAAGAUGGGCCAUGGAUCACUAGAAUGCCAACAAAUAUACUGGAAGAUGUGUCUGUUACCCUUUGGUUUCACUGUAAUAUGGUUCUUUUCAAGGAUCAUCCUCCUCAACAAUGAUGGUUCCACGUCAAGAUUACUCAGGCACGAAGUGAAAGGUGGAUCCCGUGUCGUUAAAGAAAUGCAGAACUAAUCCUUUCAAUUUAUUAAAGAUGGAUUAUGUCACAAGUAAGUAUAAUGGAUGUCCUAUAUUGAACAAGAAUCAAGACUUUAGAUAACAUUUAAUCCGAUGGCUCAGAUCAUAUUGAUUACUGCUAGUGACGCUCUGGAGAAGCUGCCGCAUUCAAAGUAGGGGAUUAUCAUGUUCAGUUGUGAAGGACCAAGUCAGAUGGGAAGAGCAAACGAAGCAAGAGGAUGCCCUGGACUAAUCCCUUCUGAACAUAGUCCUCUCCAUGUUAUUCACAUAACAACAAUGGUAUACAUAUUUUUUUUAAAAAUAAAUUGUGUCAAUCUUAUACAAAGUGACAUAGAUGUUCUGUGUUAAACUAAUAGCCUGAUCUCAAUUUUAUUUGUAGCUUCAAAUUGUCUUUUGCAAGUUUGAAAUUUGUCUUAACUGUC